AGGAAGCCUCCCACUGCGGGGACACAGCACCUCUCACCCUGCAGGUCUCCAGGCACUGCGGGUCCUGUUUGCAGCAAUUGUGCCACAAUCUGCGGAGGGCACACAGCUCCUAGGCACUCACCUCAUUCCUUGGUUCCCAGCAGCUGUGUCCGAAAUAUUCGGCCUCCAGGUGGCUCCAGUGUAACUGUGUCCGCCUGGCUUCCUGUUCACCCUCUGCGCACCUACUUCCCCAGGCCACCAGCACCUUCCCAAGCCACCCAUUAUCGCGCCCACAGCACCGUGCCAGAAGACAAUGGAAGGAAUUCCAAAGACCAGAUAUGGGACUAUAGCUGAAGGUGUCCCCACAGAGUUCCAGCCCAGUCUGCCAUCUCUCUGCCAUAGCCCCCAGACAUGGCAGAAGAUAACCGGUUUGCACCAUCGUCCUCCCUGAGGCUCGUCCUGGUGGGCAGAUCCGGCUGCGGGAAAAGUGCCACCGGGAACAGCAUCCUCUCCCAGCCGGUGUUUGAGUCCAAGCUGGGGGCCCAGGCUGUGACCAGGAAGUGCCAGGCAGCCAGGGGCACGUGGAAUGGGAGGAGCAUCCUGGUGGUGGACACGCCCCCCAUCUUUGAGGCAAAGGCCCAGGGCCAAGAGAUGUACAAGGACAUCGGGGACUGCUACCUGCUCUCCGCCCCGGGGCCCCACGUGCUGCUGCUGGUGACGCAGCUGGGCCGGUUCACUGCCCGGGACACAGAGGCAGUGAGGAGGGUGAAGGAGGUCUUUGGGGCAGGAGCCAUGAGACACGUGGUGGUCGUCUUCACCCACAAGGAGGACUUAGGGGGCGAGUCCUUGGAUGAGUACGUGCGCAGCACAGACAACUGCAGCCUGCGGAGCCUCGUGCUGGAGUGCGAGCGGAGGUACUGCGGCUUCAACAACCAGGCCACCGGGGAGGAGCAGAGGGGGCAGCUAGAGGCCCUGAUGGCAGUGGUCGAGAGGCUGGAGAGGGAGCACGAGGGCGCCUUCUGGAGAAACGACCUCUACUUCGAAGCCCAGAUGCUACAGGGGCACGAGCUUAACACCCGCGGAGAGGAGCACAGGCGCUACCUGGCCAAGGUGCGAGCGCACAUGGAGGGGCAAAAGCCACACCAGGUGUCCAGGGCGCUCCUCAGAGUUAAAAAGUGCAUGAUUUCUUACAUUGGGUUAUGUAUUUUCUUUGUGAUAUGCAUUUUGAUUGUUCUUGCUAUUUUAAUUAACUUCCAUUUUAGGCAGGGACGCUGAGCAUCUUCAGCUGACUUUGCCAAUGGGCUUCUUUUUUUCAGACUCAUCAUCUCUCUGUAUGUUUGUAAGAGACUUAAUUGUGAUUUACUUAGGUUCGAUUUUAAUUUCUCUUUCUGGCAUCUAACAUGCCAUUCCUGUUCUCCACGUGCUUCCAGAUAAAUAUAUUCCAAAGAAAAAAUGAUUUAUUUUCUGUAGUUGAUUAUUAAUCAUGGAAGUAAAUGAUAACCUAACUGGAUUCCAUCCUGAAAUCUUUGAAGUGAUGGGUGUUUGCAGAAUGGAAGGUGAGUGGACUGUGAUAUUACACGUGAGGGAAGAAACAUGUUAUAUGAAACGGUGGUAGGAGAAUUCCUCAUUUUAUUCAGGCAUGUACUCUAAAUUUAUGGUGGGUUGUAAGAAAAAAAAAGAAAGCAAAGGUGAUGUUCCACCCUGUCUCAGAAUUACCUGCAACCCUUCCGGUCUCACUUGACAGUGGGGAGAGAGCAUGCAUGGGGUCAGGGUCUGGGUGUGUAGUGGGGUUCCCCAGGAAGGUUUGCAUGGGUGUGGAAUGAAGGGGCCAGAGAAGAAAGGGAACUGCAAAGGUGGACUGUGAGUGAGGAAAAGGCAGGGGCAGUCUCUUGGUGUGGGAAGAACUCUGCAGCACGUGGGACUUUCAGGAGGCCUGCUCCUGCAGACAGGGCCAUAGGAAGCCUCAGGAUUAGAAUCAGAGGACGGUGGAUGUUGGUCCGGCCCUGGCUUCCAGUAGCAAGGGGCCAUCUAAUGUCACAAGGGCACCGAUGCACCUCAGAUGCACCUCAGCUUCUCUGGGGAGUCUGACCAAUUGAUGGAAACAGGAUAGGGGGAAAGAGAGGACCUGCCUCCUGACAGACCCCUCUUUUCCUUUCUUCAAGCCAUGUGGCCGAGGGUCCCCAGCUACCUUCUUCGGGGUGGGGUGUGCGGCAGAUUACUUCACUCACAUGCCUCCUCACAAGAAACUCCGCUACCUCCUAACCUUUGUUGAUACCUUUUCAGGGUGGAUUGAGGAGCGAUCAGAGGCAGGAGGACUUACCACACUGUGUGCCAAACUGAGUGGAAGGUCGGUGGUCCCUGGUCUUUCUCAUGAGGGAGGGAGAUGAGCGGCCCAGGAGGGCUCAAGCUCCCCCCGGAUUUUGGCACCAGAUAUGAGGUAUCUCACCGAGAAAGAAAAAGAAACGGAGCCGCAAAGGCGGGCAAAAGUUUUAUUGAAGCAUUCCUGGGUGAGGUUCAUUGGUCCACGUGGUGAGGGACAGGGAAUUCACGAUGCUACUUUCGCCCGGGGAAGAUUUAUAGGAACAUUAGGGACAUGGGUGUGGUGAUUAGGUGUGGCAUCAGGUGACUGGCUAGCUGCUGAGGAGCUUCAAACAUGGAUUAAGUUGAUUGGCUGGGAAGGGUGGUGGUACGUGACCAGGAGUGUCACCUCAGCCACAUCCAGCUAAAGCAGAGCCUCCCAAGUUAGGUUUUGAUUUCUCCUCUGGCUAUCCAUUUCCAGGUCAUGUGACUUCCCGGUCAUGUGACUCCCCAGAGCUCGCCGGCCUUACAAUAAUGACACCCAGAGUCUCGACAAGAUUAUCACUCACAAGAUUCUUUAAAUUAUUGAAAAUUCUUCUUUCUACCAUAUGGCUAGAAAGCUAUAAAAUUCCCUCUAUGCAUGUUUAUGUCCAUCAAACAAAGUUUUGUAUAUUCCACUUUCAUUAUCAUUCAGGCUGAAACACUUUCUGUAAUCUUUGUGAUGUCUGUUUUCACUCAUGGGUUAUUUAGAAGUAUGGCCUUUAUUUCCUAAUAUUUGAGUAUUUUCUAGGAAUUGCAGAAUCCAAUAUGGUAGCCCCCAGCCACUAAAGGCUAUGAAGUACUUGAAAUGUAGCUGGUGUUCUCUAGAAACAGAACCUUACAUUUUAUCUACCUGUAACUAAUUUUAAUGUAAAUGUUACAACUGGAGGAGUAUCAAAUACUUCACCAGGAAACACAGCUUUGUCCUUUCAGUAGAAAUACAUGUGAGCUGAGUGCAGCACCGUGUGUUACUGCCCCACGGCCAGGAGCCAUUCCCAGUUCUAACAGGGGCACAUCACUGAUCUACUCAACACCAAUAGACUGGCUCCGUUUGAAUGGUUCUGUUACUGUUAUUUGAAUACUUACUGGAAACAGCAUGAAUUACAGUGACACUUGUCUACACUGGCAUUGGUGAUUCAAUUGAAAGUCUAAUUAUUUUGCCCUGGCUGGUUUGGCUCAAUGAUUAGAACGUUGGCCCAUGGACCAGAGAGUCCCGGGUUCGGUUCCUGCUAAGGCUCU
Molecule: messenger RNA, 3555 nt
Organism: Molossus molossus (Pallas's mastiff bat)
Lineage: Eukaryota; Metazoa; Chordata; Mammalia; Chiroptera; Molossidae
Product: GTPase IMAP family member 5-like
Exons: 4
Coding region: 391-1254 (287 amino acids)
Molecular function (GO): GTP binding
Source: RefSeq, a predicted model, not a curated record